AUGGCGACCAACCUUCCUCGUCUGGCUUCACUCUUUCGUUCUGCCCCCAGAACCCUCGGCGGAGUGAGGAAACCCCUCAUCUGCACCCCCGCAUUACGGACCCUCGCGACAAAACAUCCCAAUGGCUUCGUUCCACCUACAGAGGACGAGCUGCUAGAGCUCCGAGAGCGCGUGCAAGAGUUUACCAGACGUGAAAUCCCGGAAGAAGUCGCUGCCCGCACAGACGCCCAGAAUGAGUUUCCCGCAGACAUGUGGAAGAAAUUAGGGGACGCAGGGUUCCUCGGGGUGACCGCGAAUGAGGAGUACGGAGGUCUGGGAAUGGGUUACCAAGCCCAUUGUGUAGUCAUGGAGGAGAUCAGCCGCGCAUCAGGCAGCAUAGCAUUGUCAUAUGCCGCUCACUCCCAGCUCUGCGUGAAUCAACUUUCCCUCAAUGGAUCCCCCGACCAGAAAGCGCGAUUCCUCCCUGGCCUUCUAUCCGGUGACAAGAUUGGUGCUCUGGCAAUGUCGGAGCAUUCCGCUGGUUCUGAUGUCGUGAGUAUGAAGACCAACGCGAAGGCAGUCGAUGGGGGCUAUGUGUUGAACGGGACAAAGAUGUGGAUUACGAAUGGCCCUGAUGCGGAUUACAUUGUGGUCUAUGCCAAGACAGAACCGGAGAAAGGUUCAAAGGGGAUCACCGCCUUUGUUGUCGAGAAGACAUUCGACGGCUUCUCCUGUGCGCGGAAGUUGGACAAGCUCGGAAUGCGUGGCUCGAAUACUGGAGAACUUAUCUUUGAUAAUGUGUUCGUACCCAAGGAGAACAUUCUCGGAGAAGUAAACCGGGGUGUCAAGGUCUUGAUGGAGGGACUCGACCUGGAGCGUCUGGUUCUCAGUGCUGGUCCACUGGGAAUCAUGCAAGCCGCUCUCGAUCUCGUGCUUCCUUAUACGCACGUUCGCAAGCAGUUUGGAACGCCCAUCGCCCAUAACCAGCUGAUUCAGGGUAAGUUGGCAGACAUGUACACAAAGCUUGCGGCGUCGCGGGCAUACACAUAUGCUACAGCGCGCCAAAUCGAUAACUCGGCCUCGUCCGGAGUCGUCAUCCGUACCCAGGACUGUGCAGGGGCUAUCCUGUACGCUGCCGAGAGGGCGACGGAAUGCGCUCUCGAUGCCAUCCAGCUGAUGGGCGGAAACGGCUACAUCAAUGAGAUCCCCGCGGGAAGACUCCUCAGAGAUGCGAAGUUGUACGAAAUCGGUGCCGGAACCAGCGAGAUCAGACGGAUGGUAAUCGGGCGUGCGUUCAAUAAAGAAUAUGCAUAG
Molecule: messenger RNA, 1293 nt
Organism: Aspergillus terreus NIH2624
Lineage: Eukaryota; Fungi; Ascomycota; Eurotiomycetes; Eurotiales; Aspergillaceae
Product: isovaleryl-CoA dehydrogenase
Exons: 6
Coding region: 1-1293 (430 amino acids)
Biological process (GO): L-leucine catabolic process
Molecular function (GO): 3-methylbutanoyl-CoA dehydrogenase activity; flavin adenine dinucleotide binding
Source: RefSeq, a predicted model, not a curated record